This is a messenger RNA of Neocloeon triangulifer, 821 nucleotides long. RefSeq lists its product as uncharacterized. The transcript has 3 exons. NCBI's taxonomy places the organism in Eukaryota, Metazoa, Arthropoda, Insecta, Ephemeroptera, Baetidae. The record is from RefSeq and is a predicted model, not a curated record. Bases 147 to 701 code for a protein of 184 amino acids.
UUCGCUUACCUUGAUUGAAAACCGCACUUCUUUUUGUCCAAAAAGUGCAGACUUGACGAGUCACCUGCUGCCUCAGCAAUCCGACUACCGGCGAGUGCUCCAAAGCCACUGGCCAGUUGGCAUUUGUCUGCAAAUCAGUCGCCACCAUGAACCGCAUUUUGGCGUGGAGUUUGCUAUUGAGCUGUGUGGUGUCUCUCGGCUCCUGCUGCUUCAAGAUGGACAAGAAGGACGACUACGGAUAUGGGGGUGGCUACGGUGGUAAAGGCCAUGGAGGCGGCUACGGAGGCGGUUAUGGAGGCGGCUAUUCUGCCCCCAUCGUCUACAUGCUGCCUGUGAUCCACGACUACGGCAGCGGCUACGGAGGCCACGGAGGAUACGGCGGAGGCGGCUAUGGAGGCCACGGCGGAUAUGGCAUGGGUGGAUACGGAGGUGGCUACGGCGGACACGGAGGAUAUGGAGGCGGCUACCUGGGUGGCUACCACGGCGGCUACGGACGCGCCGCCGAACCUGAUGCUGAGCCCCAUCACAAGGUGAUCCACGUGUCCCAACAGGCGCCACCUCCAAUUCACGUCAUGCACAGCCCCGCUCACCCAGCCAUUCACCCUCACCACCACGUGGAAACCUACUACAAGGGCAAGGCGGCCGAAGCCGAGGCCAUGGACAUGAUGGACUCGAUGGCACCCAUGAUGAUGGACCAUUAACAAUAAAAGUUCUAUCUCCAAAUUUUCAGUUUGCGGAGUAGUUUCUGAAUAAAAUAUUUUUUUACUUAGUUUAAUAAAAAUAAAUGACGUUUUCUUAAUAAAAAAAACAACUUUUUUUUU